Molecule: messenger RNA, 1554 nt
Organism: Momordica charantia (bitter melon)
Lineage: Eukaryota; Viridiplantae; Streptophyta; Magnoliopsida; Cucurbitales; Cucurbitaceae
Gene: PAP28
Product: purple acid phosphatase 28
Cellular component (GO): cytoplasm
Molecular function (GO): hydrolase activity, acting on ester bonds
Source: RefSeq, a predicted model, not a curated record
CGUUGAAUUUUCGGAGGAAGGAAACAGUUUCGUGAUUGAAAAAUGAAAACCUAUGAAUCAGUGUGGAUGUUUUAAUUUUCGGCCUUCACUGGAAGCGAAUGGAAUCUGUGGCAGAGAAAUGGAAGCACUCGAUACUGUAUCUUGGAUUCAUCUACUCGAUUCUGUUCCUUCUCCAUUCUCUCAUCUUCCAGAAGUUACUUCUAGGAUAUGAAACCGUUCGCAUCAAGAGGAAUCCGGAUCUCCCGCUCCGCUUCCGUUCCGAUGGUACCUUCAAGAUUCUUCAGGUGGCCGAUAUGCAUUUUGCUAAUGGAGCUAACACGCGGUGUCGUGAUGUGUUGGAUUCCGAACUCAAUCACUGCUCGGAUCUUAAUACGACCCUGUUUUUCAAGAGAAUGGUCGAUGCUGAAAGUCCCGAUUUUAUUGCCUUUACAGGUGACAAUAUUUUUGGGUCAAGCACUACUGAUGCUGCUGAAUCCUUGUUCAGAGCUUUCGGUCCUGUUAUUCAAUAUCAAAUUCCAUGGGCUGCAAUUUUGGGAAACCAUGACCAAGAAUCUACAAUGACUCGAGAAGAGUUAAUGUCUCUGAUUUCCCUCAUGGAUUAUUCAGUAUCUCAAACCAACCCACCAGUUAACUACUCUCCUUCGACUGGAAGUCAAAUGAUACGAAACAUUGAUGGGUUUGGGAAUUAUGAUAUUAAUAUAUAUGGUGCUCCAGGUUCACAUUUGGCAAAUUCAACUGUCCUCAAUCUCUACUUUCUGGACAGUGGAGACAGGGCUAUAGUGCAAGGAGCACGAACUUAUGGAUGGAUUAAGGAGUCGCAGCUUCAGUGGCUCAGAGAUGUUUCUCAAAGAUAUCAGGAUCUUUUUCCCUCGACAGAUGCUUUGCCCCAAAGGAAGCCUCCAGCACUGACAUUUUUCCACAUACCAAUCCCAGAAGUUCGAACUCUUUACUAUACAAAGAUCAUUGGCCAAUUUCAGGAGGAUGUGGCAUGUUCUUCGGUGAAUUCAGGAGUCCUGCAGAACUUGAUUGCCAUGGGAAAUGUGAAAGCUGUGUUCAUGGGCCACGAUCAUGCAAACGAUUUCUGCGGUAAUCUUGAUGGUAUAUGGUUUUGUUACGGUGGAGGAUUCGGAUAUCAUGGCUAUGGGAGGCCCGGGUGGCCGAGGAGAGGUCGGGUUAUAGUAGCAGAACUUGGAAAAGGCCAGAAGAGUUGGAUGGGAGUAGAGAGGAUCAGGACGUGGAAACGACUAGACGACGAAAAACUGACCAAGAUUGAUGAACAAAUUCUGUGGGAAAGUAAACAAUCUCAAUAACUCUGCCUCUCAAAGCAACCAUGCUUGUAUUAUAUUGUGGCACUGAUCUUUGUAGUCUAGAAUGCUGGAUUCUUGUAUCCGUAGUAUAGGCAGAGUUCUUCAAUAUCCCAAAUAUAAUGCUCGACUUUUAGUUCCAUAAAUUGAAAAUGUGGAGUGGAGAAGUAUUUAUGUAUGUUAUAUUGCUACUUGUUGAUUGGACACUGAUUUCUCGGAGUUAUAUGUCUAUACUGGUUCAUGUUUUCCA